Ornithodoros turicata is the source of this 2373-nucleotide messenger RNA. RefSeq lists its product as uncharacterized. Lineage: Eukaryota; Metazoa; Arthropoda; Arachnida; Ixodida; Argasidae. The transcript has a single exon. The coding region runs from base 1 to 2373 and encodes 790 amino acids. The record is from RefSeq and is a predicted model, not a curated record.
AUGACGGCAGAAGCCACGACGGAGACAUUCUCGAAGCUUGCAACAACUUUCCGGAUGGAACCGCCUGCAAGUUUCAACUUCUCAGCACCGAACGAAUGGUCUACUUGGAAACGUCGGUUUCUCCGUUUCUACACAGUCUCUGGACUUGAUCGGCAAUCUGGGCAGCAGCAAGUCGACGCCUUGGUGUACAUUCUCGGGUCUCGGGCUGAAGACAUAUUCCAGACGUUCAACCUCGUGACGAGUGAAACCUCUGACUUCAAAGUGGUCCUCGACCAGUUCGACAAAUGCUUCAUUCUCCGUCGGAACAUAAUUUAUGAGCGGGCGAAGUUCAACACGAGAGUGCAAUGGGAAGCAGAAUCGGUCGACGAUUUCGCAACCUCCCUACACAGGUUAGCUGAAACAUGCGACUAUGGAACGCUCAAGGACGACUUGCUACGUGACCGUCUCGUGGUGGGCCUCAGCGACACACGCUUGUCUGAAAAACUCCAACUGGACUCUACACUGACGUUAGACAAGGCACUCACGACUGCGCGCCAGCACGAAGCUGUGAAGCAGCAACAAGCCGAACUUCGUCCCUUGGGGGACAACUGCGACGUUGCACGGGUUACGACUCGGCGGGCAGGCUCUAUUCAACUCCAUACAGGCACCAGGUCCGAACCCACAAAGAGUAAGAAGCGGCCCUCACCCACCCGUGGCCGGAAAGUGUGCCCUUGGUGCGGUUUGCAGCCUCAUCCCCGGUCCCAAUGCCGUGCAAAAGGGUGUACUUCUCAUAAGUGCAACAAAAGAGGACAUUUUGCCAAUGUUUGUCGUUCGACCUCCAGCAACAAAAGUGUGCAAGGUUUUCUUGGGACGUCAUCAGCAACGACUACGACGUCUGCACGUUCUAACUGGGACAUCACCAUUGCGGUAAAUGGUCAAGAAAUUCUAUUUCGUAUUGAUCCCGGAGCAGAUGAGACGGUUGUGUCAGAAGAUACGUUCCGGAAGCGGUUUCCCCAGCUGGUUCUUCAACCUCCUAAUCUGCAGCUGUCGGGUCCUGACGGUCGGUCUCUGAAGGUCAUCGGGAAGCUACCUAUGCAGCUUUCGUCAAACAAUGUACAGUCUCGGCAAGAAGACUUCGUAAUUAGACAUUUGAGACACAACUUACUGGGAAAACCCGCAAUUGAAGGACUCUGUCUCCUCGCUCGAAUAUACAACGUUAGACCGAAGUUACUGCAACCUCUAUCGGCGUACCCUCAACUAUUUCGAUGCCUUGGAACUAUUCGUGGCGACUACUGUCUCCGGCUGAGAUCAGACGCGACUCCAUUCGCUAUCACCUCUCCACGCAGAGUGCUACUACCGUUGUAUGCACAGACACGAACGGAAUUGCGUGAAAUGGAAAGACUGGGUGUCAUCACAGAGGUCCAAGAGCCAACGGACUGUUGCGCUCCUAUGAUAGUGGUACCGAAAAAGACCGCCGGAGUGCGCAUCUGCGUUGACCUCACGGAGCUCAAUCGUUUUGUCCUUCGCGAAUGGUACCCCAUUCCGUCUGUGGAACACACCCUUGGUAGACUGUCCGGUGCUCGCAUUUUGUCAAAGCUCGACGCAAAUUCUGGCUUUUGGCAGAUUCCCCUGAGUAAAGAGAGCCGCCUCCUCACCACCUUCAUUACUCCGUUUGGACGGUUCUGUUUCAAUCGUCUACCCUUUGGCGUCUCCUCUGCACCCGGACAUUUCCAACGACGUAUGAGGGAGAUCCUAGCAGGACUAGACGGUGUUAUGUGCCAUAUGGACGACGUACUUGUGUUCGGUCCUACGCCAGAAGAUCACGACUCGAGACUUCGUGCUGCACUGGAACGUCUCUCCGCUGCCGGUGUAACUCUCAACGCGCAGAAAUGCGUCUUUGCAGUGUCAACUAUUAACUUCCUGGGCCAUCGGAUCUCUGGAGACGGCAUACGGCCGGACGAGCACGUGCUGGAUGCCAUACAGCAACUUCCCGUCCCGUCAUCUAAGAAGGAUUUGCGACAAUUGCUUGGCAUGGCAACAUAUUUGGGCCGUUUUGUGCCUCAUCUGGCCGACCUUUUGCGUCCCCUCACAGAGAUGUUGAGCGACAAACGUGAGUUUACGUGGGGACCACCGCAAGAAGACGCUUUUCUGCGAUGGAAGCAGUUACUGUCAACACCUCCAGUCUUAGGGGUGUACGAUGUCAACAAGGAGACUACUGUUUCUGCAGAUGCCUCUGCUUACGGCCUUGGUGCCGUAUUUCAGAAAAACACUGACGGUUCUCGCACAGUAAUUGCGUACGCCUCAAGAACUCUUUCUGACCCAGAACGUCGGUACGCGCAAAUUGAAAAGGAAGGUCUCGCGCUGGUAUGGGCCUGUGAAAAAUUACAGGAUUAG